Molecule: messenger RNA, 513 nt
Organism: Plasmopara halstedii
Lineage: Eukaryota; Oomycota; Peronosporomycetes; Peronosporales; Peronosporaceae
Exons: 4
Coding region: 1-513 (170 amino acids)
Molecular function (GO): hydrolase activity, acting on acid anhydrides
Source: RefSeq, a predicted model, not a curated record
AUGGCGCUGAAUUCCAAGGAGAAGGUUUGCAUUGUCGAUGGGCAGAAUAAUGUAAUUGGCAUGGCCGAUCGUGCCGUCAUGCGGGCAUAUAAUCUACCACACCGAGCAUCAUACGUUGUUAUCAAGAAUACAGCUGGCAAAUACUAUGUGCAGCGUCGCACCAUGAUCAAGGACUACUGUCCAGGGAUGCUGGAUCCGAUGGCCGGUGGAGUUGUACAAUAUGGAGAGUCAAUGGAAGUCAAUGCCAAGCGUGAAGCUGAAGAGGAAAUGGGCGUGAAAAACACACCGCUGCGGCACUUGACGAAUUUUUACUACGAAAAUGAUCACAGUCGUGUUUGGGGUGGACUUUUUGAUUGUAUAUUCGACGGUCCACUUGUGCUCCAAAAGGAAGAAGUUGAUGAGGUCUUCACAUUGACUGCGGACGAAAUUCUUGCCCGUCGCAAAGAGUUUACACCUGAUGGCAUAUUUGCCUUUGAGAAAUAUCUUCAGCUCAGCGAGGCAAACAAUCAAUAA